ACAUCCUCAAGUCAACCACAAUGACUACACAAUCAGUUGCUCCUCCUGUCCUUUCCACCCCCGAGACACAUAUCUUCGAAGAUCCUACGCCUGUUGCGAAUACGCAAAAUGAACCGCGACUCUCCUAUGACGAAGUAUUCGACAUCUACGAGGUUGCGAGGACGGCGAGGGAGAUACACACCGGCGGAUGGCGCAAGGUAGCAUUGCAAUUCCCCGAUGACAUGCUGCGGGAUAGUCCUGUAGUCUUCGAGGCUCUGGAACAAGAAUUAAAAAAGUUAUCUUCAGGGGGUACAAAAGUCAGGGUAGAGGAGAAGCUGGAGCAAAAUCUAACCAACCUCACGUCGGCGGAUGCGCAAUCCCUCGAUCGAAGUCAGGAACGGCAUAGACUGUAUGUUUUGGCAGAUACGUCUUACGGUGCUUGCUGUGUCGAUGAGAUAGCAGCAGAGCAUGUGGAUGCGGAGGUGGUGGUGCACUAUGGGAGGAGCUGUCUGAGUCCCACUGCCCGGUUACCCGUUAUUUAUGUCUUCACUUCUCGGACACUGGACCUCGAUCCUGUUGUUUCCGUAUUCGAAAACACAUACCCUGAGAAGCAGGAGAAGGUCAUAUUAGUUGCAGAUAUCAUGUACCACAACCAUAUUGAACCAGUCGCCAAGAGGCUGCAGGAGGCGGGAUACAAGAACAUCCUCGCGCCGGACAUCGUCCAUGAUCCUUCGUCCCUUAUCCCGAAUAGGAAGAUCGAUAUAGGCGAGGCAGAAAUGAAGGAUUACUCGUUAUUUCACAUCUCAGAGCCCCUGCCGGCUUUACUCCUCACUCUCUCCUCGCGUGUUAGAGAUUUCAACAUCUAUCCUACAACCCCUUCUUCGUCCCCGCAAAAAGCUCUCCAAUCCAAUACAGCAAUGUCUCUACGCCGUAGAUACGCACUCCUAACCUCGCUCUCUACCUGCUCUAUCUUCGGGAUCCUAAUCAACACACUCUCAGUCAAGAACUACCUACAAACCGUCACGGACAUCAAGGAGAUGAUAGAGAGAGCGGGGAAGAAGAGCUACACUUUCGUAGUGGGCAAGGUCAACGCGGCGAAAAUUGCUAAUUUCUCUGAGAUCGGCGGGUGGGUGGUCAUCGGCUGCUGGGAGAGCUCGUUAAUUGAGAGCACCGAGUUUUAUCGGCCGAUUAUCACGCCCUUUGAGCUGGGGCUCUGUCUGCUGCCGGAUGAGAAGAGAGUGUGGAGUGGGGAGUGGAAGGGGGAUUUCAAUUCGUUGGAUGCUGUGAGUUUGGAGGGUAGAGAAACGGAGAACGGGGCGGUUGGGGACGUCGAGGAACAGAAGGAAACAGGGGAAGAUCUGGAUAGCGAGGAGGAAUCCGCGCCCCCGGAAUUUGAUCUGCGGACGGGACGAUAUGUCAGCCAUUCACGCCCGAUGCGUGAUUCCCCCUCAGCCCUGUCAGCGGCGGCGAACAAAGAAGGCGAGGGAAGCAGCGCGGCAUCAAAGGUAUUGACGCGGAGAGCGAAAGGCGAUCUAGCUCUUGUCAACGGGGCAGUGAGUCCCGGGGCACAGUAUCUGAACACCCAGCGGACUUGGAUGGGUUUAGGGAGUGACUUUCAUGAGACCGAGGGCAGCGCGGCGGUGGAGGAGGGGAGGAGCGGCGUUGCGAGGGGGUAUAGAGUUGGUGAGGCAGGGGAGGGUGAAAAGAGGUAGCGCAAAUGAAAUGAUACCCUCCUAUUCUAUGUGCGUAGUGUACAUGAUUGCUAUCAGAUGUCUCGACUCGAAGCCACCGAGGAGUCUUAUAUGGCCACACCAGGAUCUCUCGGCCUGGUCACUCAGGAACCUCCCCAGGAAAUAUAUUUUGAAAGCUGGGC
Amorphotheca resinae ATCC 22711 is the source of this 1852-nucleotide messenger RNA. RefSeq lists its product as hypothetical. Gene Ontology annotation, biological process: protein histidyl modification to diphthamide. NCBI's taxonomy places the organism in Eukaryota, Fungi, Ascomycota, Leotiomycetes, Helotiales, Amorphothecaceae. The record is from RefSeq and is a predicted model, not a curated record. Bases 21 to 1691 code for a protein of 556 amino acids. The transcript has a single exon. Gene Ontology annotation, molecular function: 2-(3-amino-3-carboxypropyl)histidine synthase activity.